AGUGUGGAGGAGGGGUGCAUCCUGGGGGGAAGUAGCAUGAUAAUACCACCAUAAGGAAGACAGACUAUGAUUGAGUUGCUUCGAGUGGCCCAUCUGGGGAUCUCAAGAAUGAAAACACUGGCCCGUAGCUAUGUGUGGUGGCCAAACAUGGAUGCAGGUUUAGAGUCAACGGUGCACAGAUGUCAUUCAUGUCAGUCCAACCAAGCCAUCCCAGCAACAGCACCACUUCAUCCAUGGGAAUGGCCAUACCAACCAUGGAUGAGGCUGCAUCUGGAUUUUUGUGGGCCAGUAUUAAGGAAGAUGUUUCUAAUUGUCAUUGAUGCCUAUUCAAAGUGGAUUGAGGUUCACCCAAUGUAGUUUAUAACUUCAUCCAUAACAGUGGAAAAAUUGGGGGGCAUCUUCGCCACACAUGGAAUCCCAGCUGUCAUUGUUAGUGAUAAUGGACCUAGCCUGGUCAGUGCGGAGUUCAAACACUUCCUGACAAAGAAUGGCAUAAAGCAUGUAAUGACAGCACCAAACCACCUGUCCUCAAAUGGCUAUGCUGAGUGGGCAGUGCAUGUGUUCAAACGGGGAAUCAAGAAGAUAGAGGAGAGUAGUGAGGAGACAAAGCUAUCCAGGUUCCUUUUCAAGUACCAAUCAACCCCUCAGACCACGACCAGAGCCAUGCCUGCUGAGCUGCUCAUGAACUGGAGGAUCAGGACCCAGCUGGAUCUGUUGCAUCCUUCACUAGCUGGCAAGGUUGGACUGAACCCGGCCAAACAAAAGCAUCAUGAUAAGCAUGCCCUGGACCAGAUGUUCACAGACUCCGACUCAGUCUAUGUGAGAGGGUUCUUGGGCCAGAAGUGGAUUCCUGCAGCACUCAUUGAGAGGACAGGUCCAGUAUCUUGGAAAGUCAAAACACAGGGUGGCAAGCUGGUGAGAUGA
This is a messenger RNA of Thunnus maccoyii (southern bluefin tuna), 924 nucleotides long. RefSeq lists its product as uncharacterized. The transcript has a single exon. The annotation marks the transcript as partial. Gene Ontology annotation, biological process: DNA integration. Gene Ontology annotation, molecular function: nucleic acid binding. NCBI's taxonomy places the organism in Eukaryota, Metazoa, Chordata, Actinopteri, Scombriformes, Scombridae. The record is from RefSeq and is a predicted model, not a curated record.